AUGAAAGCAUCUCAUCGGCUGUCAGAGAUGUUUAGGGAUGCCCGCAAUGCAGGGGAGCACCCUUACUGGUUGGGUGAGCACAUUUGGAACUAUUUACUCGCUCAUUGGAAUUCAGCAGAGUUUCGCAAUAAGUGUGCUACAACCCAGAGAAACAAAGCUUCUGAAGAGGGUGGCACCCUACAUACUGGUGGGUCGAUCACGGUUCAUGAGCAUGCCAUUCGUAUGGCACAAGCUUUGGGAUGGGUGGUCCAUGUUGAUGAGGUCUUUGCACAGACUCAUGUUCGGAAGGGCACUAAUCAAUUCGUUGAUGAAAGAUCUCGGAAGACUCAUGAAGAAUUUUCUGCGAGACUUUCACAGGUUAGAUCCGCACAUGGGUCAACUCCUACACCGGAUGAUGCGACUAAUGAGGACGACGACAUCCGUAGGACACAGUGCUGGGUCGAUGUCGUUGAUGGGAAGAAAAAGGGACGAAUGUCGAUGCAGGAAAUCUUGCUGCAAACUAUACAACAUCAAGAGGAGGUUUGUGUGGUUGGAUAA
Molecule: messenger RNA, 537 nt
Organism: Vigna umbellata (rice bean)
Lineage: Eukaryota; Viridiplantae; Streptophyta; Magnoliopsida; Fabales; Fabaceae
Source: RefSeq, a predicted model, not a curated record